Salmo salar (Atlantic salmon) is the source of this 7935-nucleotide messenger RNA. RefSeq names its product cadherin-7. The record is from RefSeq and is a predicted model, not a curated record. Gene Ontology annotation, molecular function: beta-catenin binding; calcium ion binding; cadherin binding. Gene Ontology annotation, cellular component: catenin complex; adherens junction; plasma membrane. Gene Ontology annotation, biological process: cell-cell adhesion mediated by cadherin; cell-cell junction assembly; calcium-dependent cell-cell adhesion. NCBI's taxonomy places the organism in Eukaryota, Metazoa, Chordata, Actinopteri, Salmoniformes, Salmonidae.
AUUUUUCUCCAACUUUUCCCCCCCAGUAUGCGGAAUCGUCUCGGUCUGCUUCUCGCUGCAGCUGUGACUUCUCAAUGGAGAUCAUUGUAGCGACAACACGUAGUUGGAGCUAGGGAGCUGAGCAGCACAGUUAUUGCAAUCACGUUGAACGCGCCGCUGUCUGUGGCAGUGGCAUCGUCCGGACUGAGAGAGAGAGAGAGAGAGAGAGAGAGAGAGAGAGCGAGAGAGAGCGAGAGAGAGAGAGAGACAUCAAACGACAAGUAGUGGUAAGGGGAGGUUUAUAAGAUGUUACAGCGCGGCUUUCUCAACACUUCAACUGUGGCAGUGCCUUUACAAUGUGUUGGAUUGGUUUUUGGAGCAUUGGCUAUGUGAUUGCGGGUUCCUUUUGAGUGCGUUCCAGAGAGGAAAAGGCUCCAAUUAUCAACUGCAGGUGUGAAGUAGACGUGUUCUGACACCUUGGCAACCAGCAAUCACAAUCCAUCCGUCUGUCUGCUGAAGGAUACACUUGCUCGUUAAACACCACCUGGAGUGUCUCUUCUGUUCAACCCCCCAGUUUACUCAGUGAAUGGUGGACAACGCUGGUGGAUGGUGGACAACGCUGGUGGAUGGUGGACAACGCUUCUUCUUGAGUCUUUUCCAGUAAAAUUUCAACAAACAAAUUGUAUCACAAAGAUGCGACUGAACUGUCCCCCCAUGUGGAGUGUGAUUAGCGUGUUGAUUGUGCUCGUACCCAUUUGGGAGAUGGGCUGCUCUGGCCUGACCUUGAACUCAGUGCCCCUGCAUCAGGUCAGGAUGUACCAAAGGAGCGGCGAAGAGGGGGCACACCACAGGCAGAGGCGCAGCUGGGUGUGGAAUCAGUUCUUUGUGCUGGAGGAGUACAUGGGGGACGAGCCACUCUACGUGGGCAAGCUGCACUCGGACGUGGACAAGGGUGAAGGGCAGGUGAAGUACGUACUCAAUGGAGAGGGAGCUACCUCCAUCUUCACCAUCGACGAGAACACGGGUGACAUCCACGCCACCAAGCGUCUGGACCGCGAGGAGCAGGCUUACUACACGCUCCGGGCUCAGGCCAGGCACCGCCACACUAACCUGCCCGUGGAGCCAGAGUCUGAGUUCGUCAUCAAGGUCCAGGAUAUUAAUGACAAUGAGCCCAAGUUCCUGGAUGGACCCUACUCAGCCAGGGUCCCCGAGAUGGCCCCAGUGGGCACAUCUGUGGUGACGGUGGUGGCGACAGAUGCAGACGACCCCACGUAUGGAAACAGUGCCAGGGUGGUCUACAGUAUCCUUGAGGGCCAGCCCUACUUCUCCGUGGAACCAAGAACAGGCGUGGUCAGGACGGCUCUGCCCAACAUGGACCGCGAGGCACGGGAACAGUAUCUGCUCGUCAUCCAGGCCAAGGACAUGGUGGGCCAGAUGGGAGGACUCUCCGGGACCACCUCUGUCACGGUGACGCUCACUGACGUCAACGACAACCCACCACACUUCUCUCGCAAAAGUUAUCAGUUCAGCGUGCCCGAGUCCCUGCCGGUGGCCACGACGGUAGCCAAGAUAAAGGCGCUAGACUCAGAUGUGGGUCCCAAUGCUGAGAUGGAGUACAGGAUCGUGGAUGGGGAUGGCCUGGGACUGUUCCGAAUCACCCCCGACCCAGACACACAGGAGGGCCUCAUCACUCUGCAAAAGGGCCUGGACUUUGAGACCAAGUCGAGCUACACCCUGCGUGUCGAGGCGUCCAAUAGAAACAUCGACCUGCGAUUCCUGUCCCUGGGGCCGUUUAGCGACACAGCGACAGUGCGCCUCAACGUGCAGAACGUGGACGAGCCGCCCGUCUUCUCCUCGCCGUUCAGCAAGAUGGUAAUCUCGGAGGAGGCAACGGUAGGAACCACCAUCGGGACCAUCUUCGCACACGACCCAGACUCCACCAACAGUCCCAUCAGAUACUCUAUAGACCGCAACACCGACUUGGAGCGUUUCUUCAACAUAGACGCCACCACCGGUGUCAUCAGCACCGCCAAGCCUCUGGACAGAGAAGUUAACGCCGUACACAACAUCACCAUCUUCGCCACGGAGAUCCUGGACCCAUUGCAAGUGGGAAAGGGUGUGGUUCUGAUCACAGUGACGGACAUCAAUGACAACGCGCCUGUCUUCGCCAUCGAGUACGAGACCUACCUUUGUGAGAGUGCCAGACCUGGACAGGUCAUUGAGACCAUCAGUGCUGUUGACCGAGACCAGCCUCAGAGUGGACACCGCUUCUUCUUCUCCUUGACCGCUGAGGCUGCUGGGAAUCUCAACUUCACCCUGAGAGACAACAAAGACAACACCGCUUCUGUGCUGACCAAGCGAGGGGGUUUCCAGCGCCGCCACCAGAACGUGUACCGCCUCCCCGUCCUCAUCAUGGACAAUGGGAGCCCCGCCCUCAGCAGCACCAACACUCUGUCCAUCCGGGUGUGCGACUGCGACCCUGAUGGGAUCCCCCAGUCAUGUGGGAGUGAGAACUCCAUGCUCUCAGCGGGCCUCAGCACCGGGGCCCUCAUUGCCAUCCUGGCCUGCAUCCUCACACUACUGGUGCUGGUCCUGUUGAUCGUCACCAUGCAACGACGGAGGAAGAAGGAACCCUUGAUCCUGGACGAGGAGCGUGAUGUGCGCGAGAACAUUGUGCGCUACGACGAUGAGGGCGGCGGCGAGGAGGACACCGAGGCCUUCGACAUGGUCGCUCUGCGCAACCUCAACGUAGUCCGCGAGAGCGGCAGCAAGAACCGCCGUGACGUCACCCCAGAAGUGCCCACCCUCUUCUCGUCUUCCCGGCCACCGCCGGACAACGGCAUCUUCCGCGAGUUCAUCUGGGACCGGCUGAAGGAGGCCGACGUGGACCCGUCAGCGCCGCCCUACGACUCACUGCAGACGUACGCCUUCGAGGGAAGCGGCUCAGCCGCAGAGUCCCUCAGCUCGCUGGAUUCGCUGAGCAUAGACUCAGAGCAGAACUACGACUACCUUAGCGACUGGGGGCCACGCUUCAAGAAACUGGCAGACCUCUAUGGCCACAGCAACGGAGGCAACCUCUUCGCCUCUUAGCCCUCGGUCGAGCCCCGCCGAACCAUCAGCGUGGACAACAGAACAAACAAGUGAAGGAAACGGAAGGAUAUGAAUAAGGAUACAAGAAAGGAAAUUUUAGAUGACGAUAGGAUGAUGCUGUACUCUGAGAGGACAUUUGAUUGGUGUGUAUAAAUGCAUCAAUGUGGGCUGAGAAUAAACUGUAGGAUGGUGGAUUACCAUUCAAAAUGUUUUUUUUGGGCACUCUGCACACUGGCUGGAUUUUUCAAACAAAGACAUUUUGGAGAUUUUGUUAGUAAAUGUUUUAACAUGAUGGAAAUGAUGCAAAGCUUAAACCGUUGGGACGGUCUCCAGACCCGUUGGAAGAACCUCAACGCACAAAUGUCCAGACUUUCUCAUGUCACAAUGAUGUUCAAACGGGACGAGAAUUGAACCGAUAUCUAUGCUUCAGUGGUGUUACAACAGUGACAUUUCAAGUACAACAUCUUGUCAUGGUGAAAUGAACAGCCUGACCUCUUCAACUGGCCCUGUAGUCUGUCCCAGGGUUCACUAUGAUCUGUAACAUUUGUUUCAAACUGAUAUUUAGAGGUUCACAGCUUUGCUGUAAAACCUAUUGUUAUUCUUAGAUUAUAAUGUUUUCCUUGACAUGGUAAAAUAACUCAAGCAUAGAUUGAUAACUUUUGUUCGAAUUUGGCACACAGAAACUAGAGGCCAUGAGUAACUUGGUCUAAAAGAAUGGUACUGAUUGACCUAUAGGUAGCGCUGUUAUACACAGUCUCACUUAAACCCUCAUAUCUGCCGCCCAGUUUGACCUACAGACUUUAAACUUUGUAUGUAGGUGUCUUUCCUCAUGCUGAACAAAUUUACCUCAAGGACCCAUAAGGCCAGCCAGGAUACAUUUUCCUUAAUCUUGGACAUUUUGGAAAACCUUUGAAAAACGUAUACUCACGAUAAAAAUAACAUAAAUAAGGGAUUGGUUAACAGAUGGCUGAGUAAUUAUUAAAUCUAGAAAUCUGAUUUACGUGUCCAUUUAAAUCCUUUCAAUGUGUAACUUCUUAAGGUCAUCAAAGACAUUACCAUGAUGAACCAUGUUAAGUUUGGCAUUGAUAUCGUAAAGGCCAAAUGUAGCUGUUUUUAUAUCAAUAUCAAAGAAUUUCUUGUUAACAAUUAAAUACCUUACUGUAAUAGUUUUCCAUUGAAAUGACCAACAAUAGCUUUUUAGCAAAUAACUAUUUCUCAAGCAAGAAGGAUUUUCUGGGAGUGGUGUAAGUGGGGAUGGGAAAACUCAAAACUAGCUGUUAUUGGCAGAGAGGUUUGGAACUCUUUGUUAUUGGUUUAUUAACCAAUUUACCGCCUGGUGAUAUCACCAGGAGGUAAAUUGAACUCCCACCCAUGCAAACCUGCUGAUUAGAACGUUCAGUGUAGAUUGUAUUUUCAAAAGAUGGCAGAGUUAUUGACAAAUAAAAAAUUGGAUUUAACAAAAAAUUUUUUACUGCAAAUAUAUUCCACAGUGGCCUAUCAACGUGAAACUAUUAUUGACAUCCCUAAAAUGAACCACACUGAAUUAUUAUUACCAACUCAUUCUUUUCAUAUGUAACACUAAUGCUCAAAACCACAUUCUCCUCAUAAAACCAUACGUAACUUUCACUCCAUAUUUUGAUUGCUCUUAAAGGAAGAUAGUUCCUACAUGAUAGAGUGCUUUGUUAUUCAAUUGAUCUUCUGUCCUUUGUCAUCCUGUGAACCCUGUUCAUUGCUGCUGGCAGGCAGUUAUAUUUAUGGAACAGAUUCACAAAACAGGAUAACUCCUUAUGGAUUUUACAGCAGGUUUUCAUCAAUGGUGGAUUUGAUCAAUUCAGGCUUACUCUGGUCCAUAUUCAGUAGGGCUCACCGUAGCAACGUUUUUUGAAACAGAAAACAGAAAUGGGUGUUUCUUAUUCAACCGGUAAUCCAGUAGUCUCUGUCCCUUUUCUUCCAUUUGGUGCCUAACGAACACGGUCAUGAUCUACAAUCCUAUAACGGUAUCUAGACACCUGUCCGAUUUUUGUCCGCUCUCACGCUCAAGUUCCGAAUGAACAUGCUUAGAUUGGCACAAUGCCUCUGAAGUUCCGAAUGAACAUGCUUAGAUUGGCACAAUGCCUCUGAAGUUCCGAAUGAACAUGCUUAGAGUGUCACAAUGCCUCUGAAGUUCCGAAUGAACAUGCUUAGAUUGGCACAAUGCCUCUGAAGUUCUGAAUGAACAUGCUUAGAUUGGCACAAUGCCUCUGAAGUUCUGAAUGAACAUGCUUAGAUUGGCACAAUGCCUCUGAAGUUCCGAAUGAACAUGCUUAGAUUGGCACAAUGCCUCUGAAGUUCCGAAUGAACAUGCUUAGAUUGGCACAAUGCCUCUGAAGUUCCGAAUGAACAUGCUUAGAUUGGCACAAUGCCUCUGAAGUUCUGAAUGAACAUGCUUAGAUUGGCACAAUGCCUCUGAAGUUCCGAAUGAACAUGCUUAGAUUGGCACAAUGCCUCUGAAGUUCCGAAUGAACAUGCUUAGAGUGUCACAAUGCCUCUGAACGAUGUAGCAGGGAGGGUGAGAUAAGGCAAAGAGACUGGGGUUGGGGGGGUAGCGAUGAGGAAAACACUAUAAUGUCAGAGCAUGGAAACCUUGUAAACAUCUGCAGUGAAUGCACCGUAUGGGUAAGUUCAAAAUGUAAAGCUGUUGUGAUUGUUUUAUCUAUCCUAUGAGGUGUUCUAGCAACCAUGAUGGUUAAAAUUGUUUUCAGUAGUUUUUUUUUUUUCAUGGAAACAUAGCUGUAACAGCUUUGGAAAAUACAGUUAGUGUUGGAAAAGAUUUACAGCAAAGCUGUGGGCACUUGUAAAAAUACCAAGCCAAGGAGAAUGUCAACUGUUAUUUUGCAUGCAGUGAGUAGAAAUGGAACUGUAGGAAAUCCAGGAUGGAAAAGCAAGUAAAAAACAGCAGGGAGACAAAACAAAUCUAGUUUUUGGUUAAGAGCUCUGAUGUGGCCUUAUACAUUUGAUGCUCAUUAGUUGGAGAAAACAUUACACCAUAAAUGGAACCAACACAGUUCUGCAUAUCCUUUUUCACACUAUCGUGCUGACCCAAACCGUACAAUGUUGGCAAUAUAUUUUUCUCAUUGUCCCAUUUCAACAGUUUCAUCAACUAUAGUGGAUGUGUAACACACCACCCCCAUGCAUAUAGUUCAAUAGUACAGUAAAAUGUUACUUAAAUCCAACAGGUAUAAUGAAGUACAAUGCAGUCCAAAUGCAUUUAUCGAGAGCAACAGCAUAAGCACCUGCUAAAACCCCCCUUAUAAUAUCUUCAGUUUCAGCUCAUAACGAUCUUGAUUUAUUAUCAGCUAUUUUGAGGCUGUUGAAAAAAUGUAUGCCUACAAAUAUCUAAAGUUGAUUAUAAACGUAUAAUAUAUGUUUUAUUAUAUUAUUCUUUACUAUAAUAAAUCGUUAAACUGUUGGCUUGAAGUGUUACCAGAAAUGAGGAAGACAUGUGCCUAUACUUCUUUAAACAGCCAUCCACAGUACAGUAUUUGAGUUACAUAAAAACAAUAAAACCUUUAAUAGGAUUCUUUUCAGUUAGAAAAACACAUUUAAUGAAUACCUUUGGGUUUUCAAUGAAUGCAUUUUAGCUAAUCUCUACCACAACUGAUAAUUAAGUAAUUCUGCUUCCAAAGUGAUGAUAAUGAAGAUUGAGGUUAUUUUCUUUAGUAAUGGUUGUCAUCGUUAAGGAAACAUAAUUAUUUGUUAACUGCCUUGCUAAAUGGAAUUUUAAAGAGAUAUCGAAAUCUCGUCAGGCCUGGCUCAAAGUUCUAAUAAAUAUACUGUUUAAUUAAGCAGAUUGCCAGAGAUCAUCUGUACUUGGAUGAGACCGAAAGGGAGAGACUUUGCUUUACCACAAAAAUGAGUGUAUACAAAAAGAUAUAUACACAAAUUAAAACUAUCGUCAAUAAUAUUAUGAGUUUGUUCUAUAUUUCUUUGGUAUAGAAAGUUGGAUUUUAUCCAUGAAGCAUUUCAUUUGCACCCAUUCUUAGUUGUUGUUCUUGUUAUGGUAUUAGAAUACUGCAAACCCUUAGGUUAUAGUGGAGACUUAAGGUGUGGAUGUCUUCAUGUCAUAUAUCCCACCUGUACAGCUGUAGGUACAUUAUUACUUGUGAGGGACGUACUAAAUUACUAGAAACAGAAAUAGCCCCGUUUCAGACACUGAUUUGAUGCAUAAUCACUUUUUCUGAAUGGCAGCAAAUACUGUAACGGUGGGUCCUGACAGUACCUUUACGGUCUUUCAAAAAAGUCAAAAAUGUCAGCUUGUCCCACAUGAUAAUUGAUGCCACGAAAUAUUGAUGUCAUAAUUCUUUUUUUUUUAAAGAACUUAAGCAUUUAGGAGUACCUGCACGUCUCGUUUAUUGGCUUAUUUUUUUUUUUCUAUUUUAUAUUAUGUAAACAACUUUGUGAUUAUUUGGUUGAUGUUUUUCUUUUUUUUUCCUUUUUUACGAAAGCAUUGUAUGUACGCACGGCUUGUUUUCACUCUGAUCUGAGGAAUAUGACACCCGGUGAAUAUCAAAGUGGCCUUGCCUGUUAGGAAAAGAGAAAAUGGACAACUGGUGUCAAGUGACUGAUAAGGUGUUCACAUGAGGGUAUCCUCGGUCUCAGCGUAGACUGACGACAUUCUGAACCCCAACACAACUCAACACUACUCAGCAGACAAUCACUGCUCUGUUCCCCCCCCCCCAGCCCAGCCAGUCUUGUGUAUUUGUGCAUAGAGAGAGGAAACUGAAACUCACAUUUUUUUUGUAAAGGAAAUGUAAAGGAAAUGCCGACAAUGGCUCUUGACUGUAAGUCACCCGUUCAACUUUCAAUAAAGUCAUAAAUAUUGUUUCA